This is a messenger RNA of Ochotona curzoniae (black-lipped pika), 1806 nucleotides long. RefSeq names its product glutamate rich 1 (gene ERICH1). The transcript is spliced from 6 exons. Bases 377 to 1459 code for a protein of 360 amino acids. Lineage: Eukaryota; Metazoa; Chordata; Mammalia; Lagomorpha; Ochotonidae. The record is from RefSeq and is a predicted model, not a curated record.
CCCUGAGCUUGGCCGCUUCAUCCUGACAUGUCCAACACAGAGUGGUGUCCGGUAGAUGCCUGGACUGCCCGAUUAAAAAUUAUAGCUCACUGUUUACAAGAAUACUUAUUCUUUGUAUUAUAGUAGUUGAAGAUAUUUAGACAUGCAUAUUUGUUAGCAAAAUUAUUUUGUUUCUGGAUAACCGAAUGUUUAGAUUAAGCUGUCUUUUAUUAGUUAAUUCUUUUAAGGGUAAAAUUUUCACUUGUAAUAAGUUAUCCUUUUUGACAUUAGUUUGAGAUCUGUUCUUGUGCUUAUAUGCAGUGUGCUUGUAAGUUACUUGUGGAUGAAACAACGUAAGAUCAGCAUUUAUCACUAGUUGUUCCCAUCAAGAGGAGCUAUGUAUUGGAGCUCACUUUCUGUGCUGUGUGUAACAUGCUGUGGGGACAGAAAUGGACAUGUGGGCCACGGUGAUGGACUGACUCUGGAAGGCCCAGUAUUUGUGGAAAAAGUGCUGAAGAGGCUUUAUCCCCGUAUUCCAAGUAGUCAAGAACAGAAGACUUCUGAGCAGCCAGCCUCCGAGGGGCCACAAGGGGCCAGAGUCCUUGAGGCCGUGAGACCCAUGCCUGUGCAGCCUGUGACAGAUGAUGACAUCAGCUGCCUGCCUGAGAGGCGUUUCUACACUGUGAGCCUUCCUCCUGAUGGGUAUCUGCCUAACACACCCAGCUGCCUGGACUCUGCCAGUGUGUCCACUGGGGAAGAAGCAGAAGAUCAAGAUUGUCAUGAUCAACAAAAGAGAAAAAGAAUUAGAAAGCGUAAAUCAAGGAAAAAUGUAAAAAAACCCAAUAUUGUUCAUGUAGAACAAGCAGAAUUAGAGAAGCAGCCAAGUCUCUUACAAGAAAAGUUACAACACCAGCACACAGAUGGUCCCUCGAUCAGCAAAAAUAAAAAAAGGAAACUGAAGAAGAAACGACAAAUUCAAAGGAAGAAAGCAGCCAGUUUGGUGACAAAGGCCUCUGGUGUCAACUUCAUGUACCAGCCUGUGGAGAGCCACAGUGAACAAGAGAAUGAAGGAGACAGUGAGCGGGGAGCAAGAGACACAAGCGAGGAGGAGGCUAGAGAUGCCGAUGAGGAGGAGGUCAGACUCAGCAACGAAAAAGCGGACGGUGUCCUGGCCUUGCUAAAAUUGAUGCAAGAAGCUUAUUUUUAUGAUGGUCUCUCCAGAGACUUGGACCCCACUGUGUGUGUGGAGACCACGGAGGAGCUGCUGAGGUGCCUUGAGUCCCGCUGCCUGCCUCCCACGGAUGUCUUCAUUCUUGAUCACAUGAGGACACUGUUGCUUCUGCGAGACACGGAACAGCUGACAAGUGCUCUACAGAUCUUCCCUGAGCACUGCGCCAUGCCUCCUGACCAUGCCAGGGUGAUCUCUGCCUUCUUUAAUUACUGGAUCACGCAUGUCCUUCCUGAGAAAAGCAAUGACUGAAACCAGUGUCCUUCUUCAAGGAGAGCUAAUAUUAGGCACGAAAACAUAAAGGACAAACGUCAGGUGGGCUGAGAACUGACAUACAAAGAAGAGUAAUUCUCAAUAACUGAGAACUAGUAACCCAAAUCCAGGAAUUCUACAGGCCCUGCUGCCAUGCUGCAGGUUCCUGCGUUUCUACAUGCCGACUGAGACCCUAACCCUAACCCUGAACCUUCAACUCAGGCACUGGAGUGAAAUUUACAUUUUCCACGUGUAAUUUUAUACAUCCUGAAUUGAGUCUGUUUGUCCAAUUCCUCUGAAAAAUGAAAGUGAACAUUCUCUUAAAUUAAAUUCUAUAGUUUGAAGCA